Molecule: messenger RNA, 2054 nt
Organism: Hippocampus comes (tiger tail seahorse)
Lineage: Eukaryota; Metazoa; Chordata; Actinopteri; Syngnathiformes; Syngnathidae
Product: NXPE family member 3-like
Exons: 5
Coding region: 204-2015 (603 amino acids)
Source: RefSeq, a predicted model, not a curated record
UAGUUGUUCAUUGUGUUCCAGGUCAAAUUGUCUAAACAAAUUAUGCUAUUGUAAACAUUAUAUCAGGGUACUGCUCCUUAAUCGUUUGAAUCUAUGUUAGCGUUUCAAGGUUAGGAGUUGAUAAUAAUAGUUAUUUUUUUCUUUUUAAUGUAUUGAAGGUGAAAUAUCCUCCAUUUCGUGGCGGUCUUCGGAGGCACUCCCGAAUGGGCGAGCCCGACGUGCAAUCACGUUACUUCCUUGAUAUUAUCUUUACAAGGCGGCGGUGGGUCAUCACCACGAUUCAAGUCAUGUCCCUAAAUGUUUGGAAAUAUGUCCUUAUCAUUAUCGCUGGGUUCGGAAUCAUCCUGCUGCUGCGCCUCAUCACCAUUGGGGAGAAGUGGAAGUAUGAUAUAGUGUCACCAAUGUACAAGGUUCAGACCCGGAAGCAGUCAUCAAAUCUUUCUGAAAGCCUCCAAACAUUUCACCACAAUAUCACCUUCUGUGCACAUUUGGCCAAGUCACUGUCACCCGAAGAACAGCAGGAGGAACGCAACCUGUUGAACUCCAUCGCCUGGCCCCAUCCUCCCUCUGGCUCAGCAUCACCGGACCUGUCCGACACAAGUGACCCGGCUCACAGCUUGUUCACAAUCGUUCCCUCCAAAAACAACCAGCAUUGGUACGUGGGCGACCAACUGGAAGUGCAGGUCCACUUGCAUGACUUCAAAGGCCGACCCAAGCGUUACGGCGGUGAUUUCCUGUUAGCUCGGUUACACUCCCCAAAGUACAGGGCGGGUGUGGCUGGACAAGUGUUGGACCACGAAAACGGACUUUAUUCGGUCCGAUUUCCAUUGCUGUGGCAGGGCUUGGCCCAGGUUAAUGUCAUGAUGGUGCACUCGAGCGAGGCCGUCGCGGUGCUGCGGCGCCUGAGGGAGAAACGGCCCGAUCGAGCCUUCUUUGUCAGCAUCUUUCGCCGUGGCCGUCAUUCGGAGAAGACAGUGUGCAACAUGUGCCUGCCGCCAGACAAGGGGCCACUGUGCAACUACACGGACCUUCACUACGGUGAGCAGUGGUACUGCUACAAGCCCAAAGGGCUCGGCUGUGACACCAGAUACAACCACAUCACAGGAGGCUACACCAAAAACCUCAUCACCAAAAAGGAGGCUUUGCUCUUUCAGAGUGGCAAGAACAUCAAAGUUCCCAUCCACGCUUCCACAACAGACUCCAUCAAUGUGCUGCCUUCGAGGAAAGAAAGGAGCCGUCAAAAAAUGGACCCCGUGAAGCUGGCGACGUCUGGGUACUAUUACCAGGACUCGUGGAGGCCAUUGGGCGGCGUUCCUAUGCGCCAGUUUAACAAGGCAUCUGCCAUCACUCAGUGUUUGACCAACAAAUUAGUCUACAUGUACGGCGACUCCACUAUGCGCCAGUGGUUCGAGUACUUCCUCACUGUACUUCCAGGCUUGAAGAAUAUCACCCUGGAGAAACCCAAAAAGCAGGGGCCCUUUAUGGCAGUGGACGUCACCCACAAUAUUCUGCUCAAUUACCGGUUCCACGGCCCACCUGUCCGCAUCCAGCCCGUCAUGAUCAGCGAGUUGCGCUACAUCGCCAACGAGCUGGACGGCCUGACCGGCGGUCCCAACACGGUGGUGACGCUCGGCAUCUGGGCUCACUUCAGCACUUUCCCCGUGGAGGUGUACAUACAGCGCAUUCGGCAUAUCCGCAAGGCGGUGGUGCGACUCCUGGACCGGUCCCCAGAGACAGUGGUGGUAGUCCGCACCGCCAACCCUCAGGCCCUAAAACGGGAUGUCAGCUUGUACAAAAGCGACUGGUUGAUGCUGCAGCAGGACAUUGUGUUACGUGCCAUGUUCAAGGGUAUCAACGUUAUGUGGGUGGAUGCCUGGCAGAUGUGCUUGGCGCACCGCGAACCUCACGACCUACACCCUCCUCGGCCCAUUGUCAAGACCAUGGUAGAUAUGAUGUUGUCCUACAUUUGCCGUAAUGCAACCAGGAAAAAUGCAUCAUUUUUGUCAAAUGAAUGAGGUUGAAAGUGUGAUAGCAUACUCGAAGCCUCGCCGAAA